Molecule: messenger RNA, 282 nt
Organism: Salvelinus sp. IW2-2015
Lineage: Eukaryota; Metazoa; Chordata; Actinopteri; Salmoniformes; Salmonidae
Product: protocadherin-9-like
Source: RefSeq, a predicted model, not a curated record
AUGAACUACAUGAAUCAGGGCCAGACACCGGAAAAGUCCUUGAACUCAGACGCAUCCACCUGUCCCCAUAAGACUCAGCGCCGCGUGACGUUCCACCUUCCGGAUGGUUCUCAGGAGAGCUGUAGCGACAGUGGUCUAGGGGACCACGAGCCCAGCAGCACUGCCAGCACCACUCAGCCUCUCCCCCUCGCCUUCCCCCAGGAAGAGUACUACCAACAGACCUCGCCCAACAGCCGCACCGAGGGAGACGGAAACUCUGACCCUGAGUCCAGCAGACUGUAG